AUGGCGUCCCGGGCCCGCGCGCUGGCCCGCUGCCUGCUGCACCUGGGUGUGUGCGAGGAGACGCUGGCGGCCCACAGGGCGCGCCUGGGCGAGCUGAAGGGCCUGGUGUGCGAGGAGACGCUGGCGGCCCACAGGGCGCGCCUGGGCGAGCUGAAGGGCCUGGUGGCCCAGAUAGCGGGCGACGUGUGCGAGGAGACGCUGGCGGCCCACAGGGCGCGCCUGGACGAGCUGAAGGGCCUGGUGGCCCAGGUGUGCGAGGAGACGCUGGCGGCCCACAGGGCGCGCCUGGGCGAGCUGAAGGGCCUGGUGGCCCAGGUGUGCGAGGAGACGCUGGCGGCCCACAGGGCCCGCCUGGGCGAGCUGAAGGGCCUGGUGUGCGAGGAGACGCUGGCGGCCCACAGGGCGCGCCUGGGCGAGCUGAAGGGCCUGGUGUGCGAGGAGACGCUGGCGGCCCACAGGGCGCGCCUGGGCGAGCUGAAGGGCCUGGUGGCCCAGAUAGCGGGCGACGUGUGCGAGGAGAUGCUGGCGGCCCACAGGGCGCGCCUGGACGAGCUGAAGGGCCUGGUGGCCCAGGUGUGCGAGGAGACGCUGGCGGCCCACAGGGCCCGCCUGGGCGAGCUGAAGGGCCUGGUGGCCCAGGUGUGCAAGGAGACGCUGGCGGCCCACAGGGCCCGCCUGGGCGAGCUGAAGGGCCUGGUGGCCCAGGUGUGCGAGGAGACGCUGGCGGCCCACAGGGCCCGCCUGGGCGAGCUGAAGGGCCUGGUGGCCCAGGUGUGCGAGGAGACGCUGGCGGCCCACAGGGCCCGCCUGGGCGAGCUGAAGGGCCUGGUGGCCCAGGUGUGCGAGGAGACGCUGGCGGCCCACAGGGCCCGCCUGGGCGAGCUGAAGGGCCUGGUGGCCCAGGUGUGCGAGGAGACGCUGGCGGCCCUCAGGGCCCGCCUGGGCGAGCUGAAGGGCCUGGUGGCCCAGGUGUGCGAGGAGACGCUGGCGGCCCACAGGGCCCGCCUGGGCGAGCUGAAGGGCCUGGUGGCCCAGGUGUGCGAGGAGACGCUGGCGGCCCACAGGGCCCGCCUGGGCGAGCUGAAGGGCCUGGUGGCCCAGGUGUGCGAGGAGACGCUGGCGGCCCACAGGGCCCGCCUGGGCGAGCUGAAGGGCCUGGUGGCCCAGGUGUGCGAGGAGACGCUGGCGGCCCACAGGGCCCGCCUGGGCGAGCUGAAGGGCCUGGUGGCCCAGGUGUGCGAGGAGACGCUGGCGGCCCACAGGGCCCGCCUGGGCGAGCUGAAGGGCCUGGUGGCCCAGGUGUGCGAGGAGACGCUGGCGGCCCACAGGGCCCGCCUGGGCGAGCUGAAGGGCCUGGUGGCCCAGAUAGCGGCCGACGUGGGCGCGGGGGCGGGCGAGGCGCUGGGCCAGGAGGUGGAUGCCCUGGGCAGGAAGCUGGAGGAUGUGCGAGAGUGCCUCUCCUCGCUGGCCGACGUCGCGGAGGCGCGCGUGGCCGGCCGGGAACUGUGCUCCGAGGAGCUGCUGCGCACCAAGACCUUCCUGGCCGGCGUGCAGCAGAGCCUGUCCACGGUGGAAAAGUCCAAUGAGGACUCUGAGAACCAGCUGGCGGCUCUGAGAAGUCACCUGCUGUCACUGGGAAAGACAGAAAGCCAUUUGCAGUCCCUGAAGGAGAAAGCCUUGGAGCUCAGGCCCGUGAAGCCAGAGACAUCUGUUGUUGAGAUUCUCCAGCUGUGGCAGCAGGUGUUCCGAGAGACGUUCCAGCAGUACCACCGCCUGUCUGCACGGCUCGUCAAGGGACAGGAUGGGGCCGCAGCGCUGCGUCUGUGGCAGGAGUACCUGUUCCACGUGCAGUCGUUCCUGUCUGGCUCCAUCCCGGAGGACUACCACAGCCUGGCGGAGCACCAGCAUCUGUGCGAGCGCUUCGCCCGUUGCCAAGCCACCAGUGCAGGAUACUGCAUCAAGAUUGCUUGA
Messenger RNA from Bacillus rossius redtenbacheri, 1971 nucleotides. RefSeq lists its product as uncharacterized. The record is from RefSeq and is a predicted model, not a curated record. The coding region runs from base 1 to 1971 and encodes 656 amino acids. The transcript has 24 exons. Lineage: Eukaryota; Metazoa; Arthropoda; Insecta; Phasmatodea; Bacillidae.